AUGACCUUUGAGAUCAGACGAUUGAAGUUCUUUGUAACAGCACCAAAGACACCUAUAGCUACUGGAACAACAAUAGUCUUCACGUCUCAGAGUAGACCCAGCUCAGUUGCCAAUGGAAGAUUAUUAAGAAAAAAUCAAAUAUUUGCUCCAAGACCUAUGCCAGGUCCUCAUCCAAUAAAAGAAUGCAUGCCUCUUGUAAUAUUAUUAAGAAAUCAUUUAAAAUAUGCAUUAACAACUAGAGAAGCUAAAUAUAUAUUAAAUAAAGGCUAUAUAAAGAUUAAUAAUAAAGUAAAAAAAGAUCAUAAAUUUCCAAUAGGUAUUUUAGAUAUAAUAACUAUAGAAAAAAUGGAUCAAAAUUUUAUUUUAUUAUAUAAUUCUAAAGGCCAUUAUGUUUUACAACCUAUAAAACCUAAUCAAGCUAAAUUCAAACUUUGUAAAGUAGCUAAAAAGUCUUACGGUAAAGUUGGUGUUUCUGGUAGAAAUCCUUUAAAACAUUAUUCCCAUAUUUCUGUUUCUUAUUUAACAACUGAAGAUGGUAGAAUAGUAAGAUAUCCAAAUCCAAAUAUUAGACCUAAUGAUACUAUAGAAUUAAAUUUAACAAAUAAUACAAUAAGAAAUUGAAUAGAAUUUGAUGAAGAAAAUACCGCUUUAGUUACUAAAAAAGGUAAUUCUGGUAGAAUUGGAAAAAUAGAAAAAAUAGAAAAACAUCCUGGUCAAAAAGAUAUUAUUCAUCUUAUAGAUAAAAAAGGAAAUAGAUUUGCUACAACAAAAGAUAAUGUAAUGAUAAUAGGUCCUACUAUAGAAAAAUCAUUUAUUACAUUACCAGAAGAUAAAGGUGUAAGAUUAUCCAUAUUAGAAGAAAAAGAAUUAAAUAAUAAUUAA
Molecule: messenger RNA, 882 nt
Organism: Alosa alosa (allis shad)
Lineage: Eukaryota; Metazoa; Chordata; Actinopteri; Clupeiformes; Clupeidae
Gene: rps4x
Product: ribosomal protein S4 X-linked
Exons: 2
Biological process (GO): translation
Cellular component (GO): cytosolic small ribosomal subunit; ribosome
Molecular function (GO): structural constituent of ribosome; RNA binding
Source: RefSeq, a predicted model, not a curated record